UAACCGCUCGGCUGAGUUGCUCUCGAAGCUGUAGUCGCUCGCUUCACUCGCACGUUUGCCGUCAGUCGUUGGAGGAACUACGGCGGGUUUCAGUGCUUUUUGUUUUUGUACUAGAAAAGCUGCCGUUUUUUUUGUUCCCUUUCUUGUGGAGUAAAAAAAAAAAAAAACUCGAGCAGUGGAAGGAUUUGUCACUUUUCUGUGCCGCUUUUAUUGUGCUCGACAUGAAGAAACGCGGAAUAAAGUGGCUGAAGGACUGAAUAGGUUUGCAUGUCAACGUUGGACUUUAUUGCAGGGGUGUGAAUUGUAAUCGCAGCCUUUGGGCAAAGUCCAGAUGCCAGACGUUAUUGCUCCCUGCUUAAAACAAAAGGAGUGCGUAAAGCCCAGCUGUUGGUGUAGUUUAUUGGCACAUGAGUGCAUGUAAACAAACACUUGAGGCUCUGCUGUCAGCGGAAAGUUGUCCGUCACAGAUAUUGUGAAAGGAUCAGGACCUGGGAAUUACAAAAAAUCUAUUUUUGCCUCCUGCUCCCCCUCCACCACGCACCAGCACGUUUGGAAGCAGAGCUGCGAUGGCCAAGUGGCUGAAAGACUACCUGAGCUUUGGCAGCAGGAAGGUGCCUCCGCAGCCGCCCACACCAGACUACACGGAGAGCGAGAUCCUCAAAGCCUACCGGCUCCAGAGGGACCUGGACUUCGAGGAUCCCUACGAGGACUCAGAAAACAGGUCCAGGGGCGAGUCUGGGACCUCUGACCCUGCCACACCGGUGUAUGGGUCUCCCAUGAAGUCAUCCAGUGUAGACGUGAAGUCUCCCAAACACAGACUGAUCAAAGUGGACUCCCAGGAGCUGGGACGCACCAAGAUCCUCCUCAGUACUGUCUCUUUAGAGGACCAACAAGAGCCUGUGGUGCCGUCUGCUCCAUUGGCAGGCGACACAGAUUAUUCUGACCCGUUCGACGCUCGCGUGGACCACAGGCCAGAGCCAGAUCUCAGACCUGUUCCCUGUGAGAACAACGGCUACAUGGAGCCGUAUGAGGCCCAGAGGGUCAUAACAGAGCUGCAGCGCGGUCCAGGAGGAGGAGGACGGUCGCGGGGGGGAGUGCAGCUCUACGAUACGCCCUAUGAAGAUGAGCGAGGCCAGCGCCCGGGGCUGCUGUACGGAGAACCUCAGGAGGAGAGCAAGGAGAGCAGCAGGCUGCCGCAAGACGACGAGAGACCGGCUGAUGAGUAUGACCAACCCUGGGAAUGGAAGAAGGAUCACAUCUCCAAAGCUUUUGCAGAAAUGAGGGACUUGUCGGAGUUGCCUUGGCCCGCCCCGGUGGGUCAGCUGGAGGAGGAGCCCCCAGUCAGAGAGCCAGUGCAGUUUGAUGGCGCAGAGUGGGACCGCUCCUCGUCGCCCACAGAGCGGUUGCGUCCGCCGGGGCCCAGGUCCAGCCCGCUGGCAGGAGGGGGGAUGAAGUUUCGAAUGCCACAGGAAGGCCUCACCAUGGUGGGGGAGAGAGUGGACCCUACUCUGCCUCUGGAGAAGCAGGUAUGGUACCACGGUUCGCUGUCGCGUUCGGAGGCAGAGUCGCUGCUAACGCUGUGUAAAGAAUGUAGCUACCUGGUGAGAAAUAGUCAGACCAACCGCACCGACUACUCCCUGUCCCUACGGAGCUGCCAGGGUUUCAUGCACAUGAAGUUCACACAGUAUAAAGACGGCAAGUACGUGCUGGGACAGAACAGCCCUCCCUUUGAGACCAUCCCAGAAGUCAUCCACUUCUACACCACGCACAAACUCCCGAUCCGAGGCGCCGAGCAUCUGUCUUUGCUGUUCCCCGUGCUGGUGCAGACACUCUGACGCUCCUCCUGGACCUCCGGGACGUCGUUGUGAUCGGACACGUAAAGCUUGAAUGUUUGAUGGGAUCUUCCCAGCGGAGUGAACCGCUCUCUCUUCUUGCUGGACUGGAACUACAAGAAGAGAGAACUGGACUACUUCUGAUGAUUCAACACGCCGUGGGCUAAUGCCCUCGCCCACCACUGCUGUUGUACUUGCGCCAAGUGUCUCUAACAUCCAGGGGAUCGAUUCACAUGAAAUGCAACACCUGAACUUUAGGCAGCCUUUGCUGUAACUUCUCUCUCGUUUCCUUACUGAACUGAACUUUAUUACACGUCUUUCACAGCUGACUGAAAUGCAGAAGAAGUUAGCAGAGCUGGAGCUGGGAGAAAGUCUGAAUGUACUGAUACCCCAGUUUAUGGGAAAUUUACAUUUAAUUACUGCUGUUCCACAAAAAACACCUCAUUGACACUGGUAAAAAAUAUUGCUGUUGUAAGGUGAAAACCUCACUAGUCAUAUUUAGCUGAUCUUUCAUUAAAUUGUCAUCCUCGGGCUUGGGAGACCCUGUCGUAAGUAAAUGUUGGAAAAUUACAUUUUCCAUGAAAAAAAAAAAGAAGCUAUUUUCAAAGAUAUAAGGUUUUUACCAACAGCAGUUAUAUUUCGGAUGCUUUUCUACACAAAGCCGCACCUGCUAAUCUUCACCCAGUCUGCUCUGCACUGUCGUGCUGCUGUACGUUGAGGAUUUGCUGGACACAUCUCCAUGUUACUGUUAGUUCCUCCUGAGCAACAGAGACUCUGUGUUUUAUUGGUACUUGUGUUGACCUCGCUGACCUGGAUCUCUUGUCGUUUGCUUGCGUUUUGUUUGGUAGACAAUGCUGGGUUUGUAAAAAAAAAAAAAAAGGCAACCUGUCACUGCUGUCAUUGUUUUCUCACUGACUUAAAGUUAAGCUUGUAAGCUGAGAUGCAGGAAACACAACUCUCAAACUUUGUGACUGUCGACCGCGUUCUCACACUUUCUACAUAUUUGAGCGCAGAUUUUUCACUCGGCCGAGUCCUUACAUGCUAGUUGGUGAGUUGUGUUUGAGUUACAUGCGUGCCAUCUGGAAUGGGUUCCCAUGUCUGCUGCCUGGUUGCAGCAUUUUGUGGCAAACACUGAUUUUAGAGGAGAGCCAACUUCCUCCAAACAUUUUAUGAACAUUGGAAAUGACAAAUGGAAAAAAUAUUUUCAUCAUUUCUUCUUUAUCCAAAAUUUACUGGGUUGUAUUAAUAAUUAUUAUUAUUAUUAUUAUGGGCAGUUUAUGUCACUAAUAAAAAGAUGAUGGGAUGUAUAAUUUA
This is a messenger RNA of Anarrhichthys ocellatus (wolf-eel), 3146 nucleotides long. It is a transcript of the gene shdb, whose product is annotated as Src homology 2 domain containing transforming protein D, b. Lineage: Eukaryota; Metazoa; Chordata; Actinopteri; Perciformes; Anarhichadidae. Bases 567 to 1835 code for a protein of 422 amino acids. The record is from RefSeq and is a predicted model, not a curated record. The transcript has 9 exons. Gene Ontology annotation, molecular function: phosphotyrosine residue binding.